CCUUUUCCUCUCCCCUUUGAAAGAGAGAGAGAGAGAGAGAGAGAGAGAGAGCGCGGACAUCAUCAUCACCACCCCUGCAUGCAGACGCCUCCCUUCCUUUCACCCCCCUUUCUCCGCCUCCCCUAUUCCCUAGUAUACCUUAAACCCUCCCAUCGCCGCCACCAGAUCGCCGAUGAGCUCCGCGGCUGAGCUCUCGCGAGGUGUGAUGGGGUUUCUUGCAGGGCGGCGCAAGUGAUUGGUCAGAGAAGCAUCGGGAGACAUCAUCUUCAUGUAUCUCGACCUGCGAGCGCAGGCAUAGCUUUUCGUUCCUUUCAGUCUCGACGGGUUCGUGGGUUUGAUUGAUUGUGUUUGUGGUGAGGAGGAUUGGUGGUUGAUCCCGGUGGUGGGUGUGGAUUCGGAGGACACGCGGAUGGCGACGGUGAGGUGCAUGAACGUGGCGUGUGGGCUGACGGAUCCCGGGGGAGAGUGGAGGCGGGGGUGGGAGCUGAGAUCGGGUGGAUUCGCUACUCUAUGCGUCAAGUGCGGGAUGGCAUAUGAGCAGUCAGCUUUCUGUGACAUUUUUCACCAAAAAGAGUCUGGGUGGAGGGAAUGUUGUUCCUGUGGUAAGCGCUUACAUUGUGGAUGCAUUGCUUCAAAGUCUUUCUUUCAUCUACUUGAUACUGGAGGAGUUCAGUGUACUGGCUGCAUGAAGAACUUAGAAGUUCCUUCCAUUCCUAGUGAAGUAAUUCAAAGUUUUUUAUCUCAACACCAUCAAAGAGUAAAUGCUCCCUCACCUAAAAGUUCCAAAGAAAACGAUGCUGAUACAGCAGUAACAGGUCGUACAUGUGAAAUGUCAGCCACUACUUCUGAUAGUAAAAUUGAUGUUAGUAAAUUCGUCAAGGGAAAGGGCAUGCAAAAUGCAGAUCUAGAGCAGAGUGAGAGUGAAAUCAGAUCGUUUGGGCAUAUCAAGUGGGAACAACAUUCCCCUGAGGUAGGAAUUACAAGUUUGUCAAAUAGAUAUCCAGGUCCAGUUGGGUCCUCCCAAAUAUCUCUACGAGAUGAGAAGGAUUUUAUGACAGAUAAGUCUAUAUGUGAAUCAUUAGCCCAGUCAUGUCUUAGUAUGAGCUUGGUGCAUAGUAACCAAGGCAGCAACACAGAAACAUGUAAUACUGCUGGGAAACCAUUUCUUGCACUUCAUAUGGCUUGUUCAAUAGGUGAGGGAAAGGAUGAAAGGAAUACACUUUCUGCCCUUCAACAGAUGCAAAGGCCUCAAUGUAUUCUUGCAAAGCCUCUAAAGACAUGCGCUCGAUCUUUUUCAGAGGCAUCAAAGAAUGGACUUCCAUAUAUGCGAGUUGCUAGGCCACCCACUGAGGGUCGUAAUCAAUUACUUCCACGUUACUGGCCAAGAAUUACGGACCAAGAACUACAGCAAAUAUCUGGAGAUUCAAAUUCUACUAUAGUGCCACUAUUUGAAAAGGUUCUGAGUGCUAGUGAUGCAGGUCGUAUUGGUCGUUUAGUUCUCCCAAAAGCUUGUGCAGAGGCAUAUUUUCCUCGCAUUUCUCAACCAGAAGGUGUUCCAUUAACAAUUCAAGAUACAAAGGGAAAAGAUUGGCAUUUUCAGUUCAGAUUUUGGCCAAAUAACAACAGUAGAAUGUAUGUUUUAGAGGGUGUUACUCCUUGCAUACAGUCUCUUCAGUUGCAAGCUGGUGAUACAGUGACUUUUAGCCGGAUAGAUCCUGAAGGUAAACUCGUCAUGGGUUACCGGAAGGCAACGAACACUGUGCCACUACAGGACUCUCAGAUUUCUGCAAUUGCCAAUGGUACUUUUGGCAAUGAAACAUUGUUUACUGGUAUCAGCGAGAGCGUACCUGCAGUGAGCGGUUAUUCUGGACUUCUUCAGUCACUGAAGGGAGCAAUGGAUCCAUACUUGAGCUCUCAAUCAGAACAUCUGAACCUAUCUGAUGGAGAGAUCAGUUGGCACAAGGGAGGCACAUCAAAUGAGGGAAUGCAGUUGCAGGCUUUACAAAAGAGAACCCGGAAUAUUGGUGCCAAAUCCAGGAGGUUGCUUAUGAACACUGAUGAUGCCUUGGAGCUUAAGCUAACUUGGGAGGAGGCUCAAGAAUUGCUUCGUCCACCCCCAAGUGCCAAACCUAGCAUUGUCACGAUUGAGGAUUACGAGGUUGAAGAAUAUGAUGAACCCCCAAUUUUUGGCAAGAAAACCAUCUUUACAGCCCGACCAUCGGGAGAACAAGAUCAAUGGGUUCAAUGUGACGAUUGCUAUAAAUGGCGUCGGCUUCCUGUGGAUGUUCUUCUUCUUUCGAAAUGGAGUUGUGCUGAUAACACAUGGGACCCUAAAAGGUCUUCAUGCUCUGCACCUGAUGAAUUGAGCCAGCAAGAAAUGCAACUACUUCUCAGGCAGUAUGAAGAUCUCAGAAGGCAGAGGACAAGUGCAUGUUUCAAGCAAGAUUCUUCAGAGAUAGCAGCAUCAAGUCUUGAUGCCUUGGCUGCUGCUGCAGCACUUGGAGAUGUGGGAAACCAAACCACAACUCCAUAUGCAACUACCACUAAACAUCCACGACAUCGCCCAGGUUGCACUUGCAUUGUCUGCAUCCAGCCACCCAGUGGAAAAGGUCCAAAACAUGAUCCCACAUGCACGUGUAAUGUUUGCAUGACCGUGAAACGCCGCUUCAAAACUCUCAUGAUGCGGAAGAGGAAACGCCAGUCCGAGCGUGAGGAAUCUGAGGUCCAUAAGAAGGUUCCAUGGGGAAGCAAGGAAGAGGUCGAAGGAACGAGCAGCUCCUCAAAGGGUGCUCACCAUCUGGAUCCGCAUCAGGAGAAUGAAUUCAGCCCUGUAAGUAGCAGGACAAUCAUGGAAAAUGUUGAGGUGAGCCAGGGGCAGAUAGACCUCAACUGCCACCCAAUGUCUCAUGAUUCACAGGCAUUAAAUCCCAGAAACAGCAUGAUGAGCCUUCUCCAGGAUGCAUACCGGCCCUUGGAGACAUAUCUUAAGCAAAACGGACUUACAAGCUUGGCUAGUCAACAAAGUAAACAGGGGAGUCCUAGUUCGCUAACUGUUCCCCAGGCCCCUGGAGAAAGCGAAGGAAAAGUCCCAGAUGAAAGCCAUUUUGCCUCUGCAUCGAAGGAGCAAGAAGGCGGCGAUGACGAAGGAGAUGUUGGCACAGACAUGGCUACCAGUGAUGCUUCUUGAAUACGUCCUGUGGUGACCGAAGAAGGUUUGAAGAGACAAAGAGAAACACAAUAUCGUUAUUUUGGUUUGUGAACUCAUGCCUUCCAAGUGUAGCCUUGUUUCUCUUUUCCGUGCCUCUCUCUACUUUUUUAUGAGAAUGCUGAGCAGUUUAUAUCAGGAUGUUGAAGUGUCCAUCACAAUUCAUGGCGCACAAGGUUCGGUUUGUUCUUCCUCCUCCGAACUUAAGAUUGUAUCUUAUGUAUUUGGUACACUUAUUCUCCGUUGUGUUCCAUAUUGGGUUUCCUUGGCAUGAAUACCCUUAGAUCAAUGUACUAUUUUUGUAUCCUCCAAUGUAGUAUAACCCUCUUGGAUUA
Messenger RNA from Musa acuminata AAA Group (dessert banana), 3540 nucleotides. Its product is annotated as B3 domain-containing protein Os07g0679700-like. The record is from RefSeq and is a predicted model, not a curated record. Lineage: Eukaryota; Viridiplantae; Streptophyta; Magnoliopsida; Zingiberales; Musaceae. The coding region runs from base 410 to 3187 and encodes 925 amino acids. The transcript has 12 exons. Gene Ontology annotation, molecular function: DNA binding; zinc ion binding.